Messenger RNA from Drosophila kikkawai, 1453 nucleotides. RefSeq names its product Diphthamide biosynthesis 2 (gene Dph2). Gene Ontology annotation, biological process: protein histidyl modification to diphthamide. The record is from RefSeq and is a predicted model, not a curated record. NCBI's taxonomy places the organism in Eukaryota, Metazoa, Arthropoda, Insecta, Diptera, Drosophilidae. Gene Ontology annotation, molecular function: 2-(3-amino-3-carboxypropyl)histidine synthase activity.
CCACCUCUAAUUUGGAACAAAGAUCGCCUGGCAAUGAGUUCAUCCGCAACAGGCACUGCAUCGGCGUUCUCCAGCUCGGACACCGCGGCCCUGGAGAGGAACACGGAGACGGAGCAAGCAGUGACCUUCGAUCAAAUUUGGAACGAAAAUCACAGGAAAGUAAGCGGCGAUUGGAUUCGCCAGAAUGGUUACAAAAGAGUGUGCCUGCAAUUCCCGGAUGACUAUCUGCCUCACAGCAAUGCCAUCAGUGUGGCCUUAACCGAGCUACUGGCAUCGGAGGACGUGAAGGUCUUCAUCCUGGCGGAUACCACCUACGGCAGUUGUUGUGUGGAUGAGAUAGCAGCUGCCCAUGUUGAGGCGGAUAGUGUGAUUCAUUUUGGAAAUGCCUGCCGCAGCAGGGCCACCCGCUUGCCCGUGCUUUACCUUUAUCCGGAGAUGCCCUUGGAAGUGAGUGCUCUUCUCGAAAAACUGCAGACUCUGCGUCUAGAGUCUAAGGAGAGAGAGGUGUGCGUCUAUUUGGACAUUGGCUAUCAGAAUCUGGAAGGGGAAGAGCUGAGAAAGCAACUUGAAGAGGCCCUGCAACCGAAGAAUCUUUUGCUGGAGCUAUUUCCCCCUAUUGGGGGAGAGUCCUCCACUAAUGCUACCAAUCUGGAGCGCAUAUGCAUUUUCAUCGGUGCUGAUAACCAGCGCUUCGCUAACCUAUCUCUGACUGCUCCUGCUGCCGUCCAGUGGUAUGUGUACGACGGCGCCGCCGCCACCCUCAGCUCGAAGAAUCCCCUUACGGCUCAGUACAUCCGUCGUCGCUACUUCCACAUCGAAAAGUGCAAGGAUGCACAGACGCUGGGACUAAUUGUGGCCACUUUGACGGCGGAGGGCUACCUGGAUGUGGUGGCACGGCUUCAGACCAUGGCAAAGGGCAGAGGCAUUAAGACGCAGCUGAUUUCCGUAGGAAGGAUCAAUCCGGCCAAACUGGCCAACUUCCUGGAGAUCGAUUGCUUCGUCUUGAUUGGCUGCCCCUUUAACAACAUGUACGACUCCAAGGAAUACUACAAGCCCAUUGUUUCCGUAUUCGAAGCAGAGAUGGCUCUGAAUCCCGCCUGGCACAUGAGGUAUCCCGAAGCCUAUGUCACGGACUUCAAGCAGUUGCUACCGGAGGGACGUAGCUUUCUGGCCUUUGAUGUGGAAGCCAUUCCCGAGAACGAUGUUAGCUUGGUUAGCGGGAAACUGAGGGGAGCAGUCAACGAAUCACUGGAAACCGCAGGAGAUCCUGCAUCCCUAGCCUUGGCCACUCAGGCCAAAAUGGCGCUAAUGACCACGGACACGGGACUCUCAUUCGAGGACCGUACCUGGCAGGGAUUAGACCCGGCUUUGGGACAGACGGAGCCCGCCCAGCUGCAGCAGGGUCUCUCCGGCAUCCCCAUCAAGUACACACAUCAAUAAACUACCAGCACUA